Messenger RNA from Sesamum indicum (sesame), 2589 nucleotides. RefSeq names its product serine/threonine-protein kinase ATG1c. Gene Ontology annotation, cellular component: cytoplasm. NCBI's taxonomy places the organism in Eukaryota, Viridiplantae, Streptophyta, Magnoliopsida, Lamiales, Pedaliaceae. The record is from RefSeq and is a predicted model, not a curated record. Gene Ontology annotation, biological process: regulation of autophagy; peptidyl-serine phosphorylation. Gene Ontology annotation, molecular function: protein serine/threonine kinase activity; ATP binding.
AAGUAAAAACUCCAACAGAACAGCCCAAGGCCAAGGCGAAGCCAAGAGAGAGAGAAAAUAGCUCAAAUCAGCGGCCAACUCACCUAACCCUUCUUUUCCUUUUUCUGCUUGAUUUCAGCUGAGAUUUCGUUUCGAUAAUCCAAGAUUUUCCAAUGGCUCAAGCCAUGAGGAGGUACUAUGUGGUAGGAGAUUAUAUGGUCGGGAAGCAAAUCGGGGCUGGCUCAUUCUCGACGGUGUGGCAUGCGCGCCACCGCGUCCACGGCACAGAAGUUGCGAUUAAGGAAAUCGUCACCACUCGAUUGAAUCCCAAGUUGCAGGAGAGCCUCAAGUCUGAGAUUUUUAUUCUUAAGAGAAUCAAUCACCCUAAUAUUAUCCGCUUGCACGACAUGAUCGAGGAACCUGGAAAGAUAUACAUUGUUCUGGAGUACUGCAAAGGCGGUGACCUUUCAAUGUAUAUUCAACAACGGCAAGGAAAAAUCCCUGAAGCAACUGCAAAGCACUUUAUGCAGCAAUUAGCGGAGGGUCUCAAAGUUCUUCGUGAAAACAACCUUAUACACCGAGAUUUGAAGCCCCAGAAUCUACUCCUUUCUGCAAAUAAUGAUAACAGCGUCCUGAAGAUUGCUGACUUUGGCUUUGCAAGAUCAUUACAACCUAGAGGGCUUGCGGAAACCUUAUGUGGUUCACCAUUGUACAUGGCUCCAGAAAUAAUGCAGCUCCAGAAGUAUGAUGCGAAGGCAGAUCUCUGGAGCGUUGGCGCAAUUCUUUUUCAACUUGUCACUGGGAAAACCCCAUUUACAGGAAGUAAUCAGAUACAGCUUCUACAAAAUAUCAUGAAGUCAGUUGAGUUGCAAUUUCCACCAGAGGCGAAGGAUUUGAGUCCUCACUGCCUAGAUUUGUGUAGGAAACUGCUGCGUCGCAAUCCAGUCGAGCGGUUGACAUUUGAAGAAUUCUUCAACCAUCCAUAUAUUUCUGACAGACAGCCAGAGGAAUCGUACAGGCAGAUAAGGAAUAGGCAACCACAAAGAGUAUCAAAUGAUUUCCCAUUUUCUGAGAGGAAUGCAGAAGAAAGUCCCCAGGAAGAUUGCUUACCAUUUAGUCUAGAUUACGAUUCCAGCGGACCUGAUGGCAGUCCAUCAUUUCGGAGGAGGUCCACCAUGAGAUCCAUGCAUGGAUUUUCUCUGGACUCAAAACCUGAUAGGAGGGAUAUUUUUAAUCUUGCAAACAGACCAGAUUCUUCAAAGUAUAGUAGCAUCCCAUGUAAAACAGAAAUUAUCGGGUCAGGUCUUGGCAGCCGCCAACUUUCAGAAGGAAACCUGAAAGAAUCUCUUAAAACCACAGGCCUCGGAUCACCAGAUAGGCGUCCAAAAGUUGUGGAUUCUCUGGAGUCGAUCGACCAGGAUUAUGUAAUUGUGUCAGGUCCUCCACUAGACAUAUCUUCUUCAACACGUGCAUCUAAGCCAAGCCAGUUUCCCCCUAAAAUUGGUAGUCCGCCUGUUGACUCUAGAAAUACAAAUGCAACAAGUGAUCCCGUGCCAAUAAUUGGAGGAGCAUCUGGUAGGGUUUGUUACACUGGGAAUGUGGAGAGUCGCUUAUCUACCCCUAGGACGUCACAAGGGUCAAUGGAUGUAGCUAACACAUUCGAGCAGCCAUCAACUGACUGCAUGAUGCGGAUCAAGUCACUGCAGCAUUGUGCAUCUUCUAUUACUGAAUUAGUGAAUGAAAAGAUGGAGGGAGAAAAGCAACUAGAAGCAUUUUCAUUGCAGCUUGUCAUUCUUGCUAUAUGGAAGCAAGCGUUGGAUAUUUGUCAUACACAUGCUGCAUCAGCUAUUGAAGGAAGCUCAAGCCUAGAGACUACAAGAUCGAGAGAAGUCUCUAAGGUUCAACAGAGUCCAGAUGACCAAGAGUGUCACAGUAUUGACAACACUCAGGGGCCACAGCAUGUCUGUUCAGAGAUAGAGAGAGCAUUUCUUCAUGAAGUUGGGAACGCUGAGGAACUUGCUAAAGUGAUAGAACCAGGUAACAUGGAGAUGCCAGAUGCAAUGGAGCUGAUAUAUCAGUCUGCCCUUGCAUUGGGCAGACGUGGAGCGGUUGAGGAAUACAUGGGUGAUAUUGAAAAUGCUGUGCUUUCAUAUUCAAAAGCAGUGCGUUUAUUACGAUUUAUUCUAGUGGAAGCACCAUCUCUUAUUCUGAAUCCUCCAUUUUCCCUCACAAACUCAGACCGAUAUCGCAUUAAGAAUUACAUUGAUGUCCUCAGUAACAGGCAAAGCAUUUCGCAGUCUCAAAGAAUGGCACUAUUCAAGGUUGAGGAUCGACCGUGUGUUUCAUGAAAAUGGUGAUGGUACAUGAUGCUUCAUUGUGUAAAAUUUGUGUACAGUGAUUCUUGGUUGGGAAUGAAUAAUAUUUCUUUCUGUUUUUUCUCCUUCAUUGUGGGCAUGGGGGCGUGUUAAUCUUCAAAUGUAAUUAAAGAUCAGAUGUUAAUAUUAAUUCCAUAGCUAUAAUGAUUUGUCCAAUCCAAGUGACGAAUCUUGUAAACAAAUGAUUCCUAUGUUUCGACUUUCUGCUGUAAUUUUAUACAUAAUCUACCAAGAA